AUGAGCUCCAAAGCAGUAGAAGAAGAGGCGCUCAAAGCCACCCUCCUCUCCCAUGUCCGCGUCAUUCACAGUGAGAAAUAUCCGGGAGGCUCUGUAUUCGACGUCGUCAGUAGUGAUGUUCCUGGAGACAAGAAUCAAUUUACCGCCUAUGUCGUCGUCUACCCUCCAACGGCGCUCUUCAAGACGGUCGAAAACACGUCCCCCAUUUGGUCACCAGUUAUAACAGCGGGCUCUGGGAUAUCCGUGGUCCAAGCAUAUGAAAAGCUCCUUGCCGACCUGCGGAAAGAAAUGAGGGAGGUCAUGGUUGAGGCGUACAAGAAGAAGGCUGAGAAGUAA
Messenger RNA from Alternaria triticimaculans, 336 nucleotides. RefSeq lists its product as uncharacterized. The transcript is spliced from 3 exons. The record is from RefSeq and is a predicted model, not a curated record. NCBI's taxonomy places the organism in Eukaryota, Fungi, Ascomycota, Dothideomycetes, Pleosporales, Pleosporaceae. Bases 1 to 336 code for a protein of 111 amino acids.